ACCCUCCAGGGCGGGCGCCGGCCACGGCCGCGGUCCCGACAGGGCCACCUGCCCGUGCGCGCGCGGAGCGACGCCCCCGCGCGGCGAACGACCGCCCGCCGGAUGCGGGCCGGACGCAGGGGGAGCGCCGGGACUCGCACGAGUUGCCAUGGGAGUGCGAGGCCGGCCGUCUCCUCCCACCACGUGCGCGAGGCCGGCCCGGCCUUCCCUCCCCUGACAAUGGGCGUCCCUGCAGGGGUUCUCCCUUUAGGCUACUUGAGCCCCUCCUCCCCCUCCCCCGCCUCCGCUCGGCCUCCGCGAAGCUCGGCGGGGGCGUGUGUGCGCUCCCGGAGGAGUCGCCCUCGCGGCGGCGGCGGCCAGAGGCAAGUGCCCCGGAGCCGCAAACUCGCAGUGAGUUCCCGGGCUCUGGGCGCGCGCGCUCCGGCCUCUGGCGCCUCGGGCCCCCGAGCGGGCUCGGGCGGGCAGGCCCCGGCGGCGGGGCGGCGGGGCCGAGCGCGGCCGCCGGCGGGACCCCUCUCCGGACGCGGGGCGGGCUUCGGCGGUCCGGUCCCGGGCGCCGGCGUGAGGAUGGCGGCGGCCGGCUCCGGGCCGCACCUGGGCUCGCCCACGCUGGCCGCCCCGGACGCGCGGCCGGCCUCGGCGCCCCCGGCCCCCGUGCGAUGCGGCGGGACCCGGGGCCUGCUCCUGGGCCGGGACGGCUACGCGUCGGUGCCAGCCGCCCAGGCCGCCCCUCUGCAGGUGGACGUGGCCGUGGCCCUGCCGCGCGGGAGGAGUUCCGAGAAGUACGGCCGCAGCUACCUCUGCCUCCUGCAGGCGGUCUUCGUCGCAGAAACUGAGCUGCUUCUCUGUGCAAAGGACAUCAGUCAUUUUUUAAUGCAAGAUAUUGCCUUCUUGUCUGGUGGCCGGGGAAAGGAAAAUGAUUGGAUCAUUACUUUCCCAGAAAAUUGUAAUUUCAGAUGUAUACCAGAAGAAGUGAUAGCAAAAGUGCUGACUUACUUGACAUCUAUUGCCAGGCAAAAUGGAUCUGACUCUCGGUUUACCAUUAUACUUGAUCGAAGACUGGAUACAUGGUCUUCCCUCAAAAUUUCUCUCCAGAAAAUCUCAGUUUCUUUUCCUGGGAACUUGCACUUGGUUUUGGUUCUGCGUCCUACCAGUUUUCUUCAACGAACUUUCACAGACAUUGGAUUUCGAUUUAGCCAGGAAGACUUCAUGCUCAAAUUACCAGUGGUUAUGCUGAGCUCAGUUAGUGAUUUGCUGACAUACAUUGAUGACAAGCAAUUAACCCCUGAGUUAGGCGGCACCUUGCAGUACUGCCACAGUGAAUGGAUCAUCUUCAGAAAUGCUAUAGAAAAUUUUGCUCUCACAGUGAAAGAAAUGGCUCAGAUGUUACAGUCCUUUGGAACUGAACUGGCAGAAACAGAACUACCAGAUGACAUUCCUUCAAUAGAAGAAAUCCUUGCAGUUCGUGCUGAAAGGUAUCACAUGUUAAAGAACGAUAUUACAGCAGUAACCAAAGAGGGGAAAAUCCUCCUCACAAGUCUGGAAGUGCCCAGCACCGAAGACCCUGUCGGUUCAAGGCUCGAACACCGUCACCACGUGAAUGGGGACUGGCAGACUGUUAACAAGUUGCUGACUCAAGUACAUGAUAUGGAGAUAGCUUUUGAUGGAUUUUGGGAGAAACACCAACUAAAAAUGCAGCAGUAUUUGCAACUAUGGAAGUUCGAGCAGGAUUUUCAAGAGCUUGUGAGUGAAGUUGAACUUAUGUUGAACCAGCAAGCAGAGUUGGCAGAUGUAACAGGGAACAUAGGUCAAGUAAAACAAAAAAUAAAGAAAUUGGAAAACUUAGAUGAAAAUUCUCAGGAUCUGUUAGCGAAGGCCCGCUUUGUGAUACUACACGGACACAGACUUGCUGCAAAUCACCAUUAUGCCCUUGAUUUGAUCUGCCAGAGGUGCAACGAGCUCCGGUACCUCUCUGAUAUUUUGGUUAAAGAGAUCAAAGCCAAAAGGAUACAGCUCAGCAAGAUCUUCAAAAUGCAUAAGCUCCUACAGCAGGCUCGCCAGUGCUGUGAUGAAGGAGAAUGCCUUCUAGCUAACCAGGAAAUUGAUAAGUUUCAAUCUAAAGAAGAUGCUCAGAAAGCCCUCCGAGACAUCGAGAAUUUUCUUGAGAUGGCUUUGCCCUUUAUAAAUUAUGACCCCGAUACCCUACAGUAUGAAUUUGAUGUAAUUUUAUCUCCUGAACUCAAGGUUCAAAUGCAGACCGUCCAACUCAAGCUCGAACACAUCCGAAGUGCAUUUGAGAACCAACAAGCCGGUUUUAGGAACCUGACAGACAAGAACGUGAAGCCAGUUGAGUUUGUGGUACCUGCUUCUGACAAUCUGAUGAGAUCUAGAGCGUCGUUCUCACCUAAACAUGUGGGAGUUGGAUACUCUUUCUUUCAAGCAUGUAAACUUUUUUCCAAAGGAAAGAAGACUUGGAGACAAAAUCAGAGCAACUUAAAAAUUGAAGUGGUGCAUGAUGGUCGGGAGAAGAGUUCUGAUCAAUCCUCCAGUUUGGACAAUGACAAUACCUUGGAUGUUUUACAGAACCACGUCCUGAAUGAACUGAUACAGACAGAGAGGGUGUAUGUCCGCGAGCUGUUUACUGUUCUGUUGGGCUAUAGAGCGGAGAUGGAUAAUCCUGAGAUGUUUGAUCUUAUGCCGCCUCUCCUGAGAAAUAAAAAGGACGUUCUCUUUGGAAAUAUGGCCGAAAUAUAUGAAUUCCAUAACAACAUUUUCUUGAACAGUCUGGAAAAUUGUGUUGACGCUCCAGAAAGAGUGGGACCUUGUUUCCUGGAAAGGAAAGAUGAUUUUCAGAUGUAUGCAAAAUACUGUCAGAACAAACCCAGAUCAGAGGCAAUUUGGAAGAAGUAUUCAGAAUGCGCCUUUUUCCAGGAAUGUCAAAGAAAACUAAAACACAGACUUGGUCUGGAUUCCUAUUUACUCAAACCUGUGCAACGAAUCACUAAGUAUCAGUUACUGUUAAAGGAGCUGCUAAAAUAUAGCAAAGGCUGCCGAGGGUUUGAACAGUUAAAGGAGGCACUGGACACGAUGCUGGAUUUACUAAAGUCAGUUAAUGACUCUAUGCAUCAGAUUGCAAUAAAUGGCUAUAUUGGAAACUUAAAUGAACUGGGCAAGAUGAUCAUGCAGGGCGCAUUCAGUGUUUGGACUGGACACAAGAAAGGCGCUACAAAAAUGAAGGAUUUUGCUAGAUUCAAACCAAUGCAGCGGCAUCUCUUCUUGUAUGAAAAAGCCAUCGUUUUUUGUAAGAGGCGUGUUGAAAGUGGAGAAGGCUCUGAUAGAUACCCGUCAUACAGUUUUAAGCACUGUUUGAAAAUGGAUGAAGUCGGCAUCACCGAGUAUGUAAAAGGAGAUAACCGCAAGUUUGAAAUCUGGUAUGCUGGCAAGGAAGAAGUUUAUAUUGUCCAGGCUCCGAACGUAGACGUGAAGAUGACAUGGUUAAAAGAAAUCAGAAAUAUUUUGCUGAAGCAACAGGAACUUAUGACAGUUAAAAAACGAAAGCAACAUAAUCCAUUAACAGACCUGGAUCACCUUUCUUCUCAGCGGAAUGAUGAGAAUCCUAAAAGAAGGCAACACGGAUCUUUUCUGGGCACUGAGGAGCCCGUCCCGGAACCCAGUGGUGCUCUGGCAGAGGUCCAGGAGGCGGUCCCAUUGGUUCGGGCUGAAGCUAACACGGGUUGGACCCAGAUGUCUACACCUGCAGAAAUCUCUGAAGACCCCGAGGAAUGGCCGAGCAACUAUUUCUACGCUUCUUACGAUGACAAUGAAGAAGUAAGGCCCCUAAUGUCUCCAGGCAAAUACAAAGCCCUAGCAGACUGUAGGAAGAGGGGCCCAGAAGAUCUCCUGAUUAGAAAUGGAGAUGUCAUUCAAUUUCUCCAUGAAGACGUUGAAGGUCAAUGGUUGGUGAAAAAUCUGAACAGAAGAAAAGAAGGUCUGAUUCCAGGGAACACUGCGCAGGUCUUAAUUGGUGACUAUAGGUUUCGGAAUGCCAAAGUUCCAGGUCUCCAAGAUUCAAAACUGAAAACACCAAGUGUAUUCAUCUAACUUCCAUAUAAUAUAGGAAGACUUGGUAGGUUUUCCCUAACUUGUAUCAUCAUUUUAAAUUCGAAAUCAUCAUUUUAAAGCCAGACGUCCUCCUACUUAAUUCAGGACAAAAUUAAUUACAUUUUAGCUAACUGUAAUGCAGGGCAUGUAAAAUUACAUAUUUGAUUAGUUUUAAUUUGAAACGAUUCCAUUACUGUAACCAGUGACGGCAGACGGAGUGUGUAGCGCUACCUUUUGAAAAGUGUGUGGCAAAACAGCAACUUAAAUCGGCUUUGGGCCCCUGCUUCUGUUUCAGGCGGUAAAGAGUUUGUGUUAACAUAUAUCCACGUUAGUUGGCAAAAAAAAGCACAUUCUUCUUCUGUAGCCAUUUUUAUUUUCAAGAUCCAUUUCUUUCUUGCAGUGCCAUCGGGAGGGCAGAAGCGUAAUGUAUUGCUAGAUCAUCAGCACUGAAAGCAGUCAUUACUCUCAGCGUGGCAGUGUGACUAGAUCAAGGGACUAAGUUUCCCUUGGCCCCUGUUCUCUAGAAAGUUCUGACUUCAGAUCUUUUAGAAGUAUACAGUCCUUUCAAAUAACAUGCACUUCUGACUUCAGCUGAUUGAGAAAUUCAUGCUUAUUGAUAGAUUUCUGUUGAAUGCUAUAAUAUCAAGUGGUUUUGAUCGAGAUCUUGCCCAUUACAUGGCAUCAAGCAAAAUGGUACACUGUGGCCUACAAAAUUGUGUGCCAAUUUGUGGAUUAGGAGAUUACAGUUGACCGCAUGUGCACCUGUCAGAAGCGUUUAGGUUUCAAAAUAGACAUUAGGCUAUCUUAUUUGAAAUCUGGCAAAUACAGUGUAAAAGUCUCUGAUACUUAUGUCCUUACCGUGUCUCCUGUUCUCUAGACCACACAGCAUAAUUCAUAUAAUAUUUAUGAAUUCCAGUUGCAGGAGAUGUGAAUUCUGUUUCUUUUUGCUUCCAGUGAAGCUGUGCCAUUCAUAAAAUAGAGGCCUUUAAGAAAUGAUUUUGGAACAGAAUGACAGCUUUCGUAGUCAACCAACCAAAAGCCAUCACCUUUGAAUUCAGAUGAACCUUUCGAAUCCUCCCAUUCAGUGUUAGAAGCCCUAGCACCGGCAGUCUGGGUCUCCAUAGUCUCUCGAGUAUUAACAUCAUUCUUCGUUAUUUUGUAGAUGCUGCUCUGAGUAACACAAGGAAACUCAGUUCCCCUUGAAUUAAAGGAGAAUGAAUAGACUUUUAAAAAUAAGAUUUCCUUUGGAGGUGUGAACUAGAUUCUAUUUCUUAAAAGCGUUACAGGCAAACAGCACAAGAGUCAGGAUGAUCUAUGCUGCCCAUGACAUUCACAGAAAUUCCUCAGGACUGAGGAGGACUUCGUCAUUCACAGUUUGUCUCAUUCUUGCGAGAACCAUCUUCACACCUUCCGGUCCCCUCGGGUGCAAAGUGCAGUGUUACAGCGUUCCCUGGUGGGGUUUCUCACGGCAUGCAUUCAGAUCCCAUCUCAAAACCAGAAAUCAAUCAUUUUGAACAUGUGCAGGCAAAAAGCUGUACCUGUCAUUUUUGACAUAACUUUUCACUAGCAAAACAAAACAAACAUCCAAAGAGAGAAGAAAGAUCACCAGAGAUUUUAAACCCCUUUUUUGGUUGGUAGUUUAUUUUAUUCUUUGCUUCUGCUAUCUAGGGGACUAUAAUGUACCAAAGGGAUAUAUGUUCUGAAGGACCUCUUUUGCACUUUGACUGGUAUUUACGGUUGUCAGAGCUGUCUUUUAUGGUUCUGGAAAGAUCCAAAGCCAAAAAAUCCUGUAGUUAGGAUGUGUUGAAGUUUACAUUUUAUGCAUCGAAAUUUAGAUACACCUAUCCCAGCUUUAAGUUAAAUAUUCAUAUUUGCACAAGUUCUGCGUUCUGGUGUCUUGAGUAGCUUUCGAAUUUUGUAGAAAGACCUAUUCCGGGAAAGGUAUUCUUCAGUUAUGUUGUGCCUCUUCCUAGGGUUUUUCUUUAAUGAUACAUGUGUACGUGUCUUUCUUUUAAACAUGUAAAAAGUGUGAUCACUUCUUUUAAAGCCCAGGGCCAGUUGUUGCAUGCAGUGUCGAGUUUAUGCUUGGAGUAUUUUAUAUGCUGGACCAGCGAAGACAAUGGUUUGAAAUUGCUGCCUUUUGAAUCAUGGAUUGUGAGUUUUCCUGUCAAGUUGGCAUAUUAGGUGCAUGUUUUUUCAUUAUUGGUUUACAAUAAACAGCAACUAUAUUAUAUGUAAAUUUCUCUUUUAAAUAGGUUUGUGUGUCAUGUCAAGAUCAUAGUUUAUGCCAGUGGUAUCACUCGAUGUAGCAGUUUAUAUGACAAACCAAUUGUACUUUAUUCAAAGGUACCUGCAAAUUAUAACUCUUCUAAUGUCCAAUUUGCUGAAUAUAUGAUGGGUGAUUUAUAAUUCCCUCACGAAAAUGCCCAUAUAUUUGAUAGUUCACUUAAUGCGUCUACGACAAUAACAACACCACAAUGAGAUCGAAGUACAUUUCUUUUGCGUGCUGAUCCUGUGGUUUGAAGACAGAAUUCAGAGAUAAAAUGGUUGAUUGAUGAUGCCCCUCUGCACAGAACAUUUUAAUUUUAUGGUAUUAAACUAGGGAUUUUAAUCCUUUAAGACAAAAUGAGUUCUAUAGAUUCAAACAUACAGUUAUGGUCUUUUAAUGUCUUAAUCACUGUACAAUGAAUGCUCCAUUCGUAUAUGUAUUUGUACAUGGAACUGCACUGUAUUAAUUUUAUUGGGCUAUAAAUGUGUGUUACUAUAAAACAUAGCAGCAAUUUCCCUUUACGUCUUCAAAAUUUAAUUACAUCGUAAAUGUACUUACAAUGUAAAUGUACUUGUGUUAAUUCCACAUUAAAAAUAUUCAACCUUCAAUUUCUUCAUGCAUUUUUUUCAGUUUAGUAUCAAUUAUACAUUGACAUCUCCUUUCCUCUCACUUAUUACUGACACCCUAAAGGCACCAAUAAGUAUUUUGAGUUAAAUAUUUACCUUCAGGUUUGUCAUAACGUCAUCAUAAAUAAAACAAUGACAUUGAGCUCAAUGAUAGCCAGAUGCAACAGAACAGAGGAGAGAAACCAGAAACGGAGUCUUACAUACACGGAAUGUGCU
Molecule: messenger RNA, 7212 nt
Organism: Lutra lutra (Eurasian river otter)
Lineage: Eukaryota; Metazoa; Chordata; Mammalia; Carnivora; Mustelidae
Gene: MCF2
Product: MCF.2 cell line derived transforming sequence
Exons: 32
Coding region: 103-4101 (1332 amino acids)
Biological process (GO): dendrite development; intracellular signal transduction
Cellular component (GO): cytoplasm
Molecular function (GO): guanyl-nucleotide exchange factor activity; protein binding
Source: RefSeq, a predicted model, not a curated record